UGUGUGUGGAAGGCAUUUUAGAUUCAUCUGCUCUUAAACAACACCAGAGAACACACACAGGAGAGAAACCUUUUAAGUGCAUUGUGUGUGAGAAGGCGUAUGCAAAGUCAUCAAAUCUUCAGUCCCACCAGAGAAUACACACAGGAGAUAAACCCUUCAAGUGCAGUGUGUGUGAGAAGGCAUUUUCAGAUUUCUAUCUUAGAAGACAUCAGACAACACACACAGGAGAGAAACUCUUCAAGUGCAGUGUUUGUGGGAAAGCGUUUGCACAUUCAUCAAAUCUUAAAAAACACCAGAGAACACACACGCAUCAGAAAAUCCACAAGAAGAAACAAUGCGACCAGAAUGCAAACAGCAUGGAUCGUACUGGAAACUUGACACAGCACCAGAGAACACACACAGGAGAGAAACCUUUUAAGUGCAGUGUGUGUAAAAAGGUGUUUGCACGGUCAUCCAUUCUUAAAUCACACCAGAGAACACACACAGGAGAGAAACCUUUUAAGUGCACUCUGUGUGAGAAGGCAUUUGCAAUGUCAUCAAAUCUUAAGAUCCACCAGAGAACACACACAGGAGAGAAACCUUUUAAGUGCACUCUGUGUGGGAAGGCGUUUGCACAGUCAUCAACUCUUCAGACCCACCAGAGAACACACACAGGAGAGAAACCUUUUAAGUGCAGUGUGUGUAAAAAGGUGUUUGCACGGUCAUCCAUUCUUAAAUCACACCAGAGAACACACACAGGAGAGAAACCUUUUAAGUGCACUCUGUGUGAGAAGGCAUUUGCAAUGUCAUCAAAUCUUAAGAUCCACCAGAGAACACACACAGGAGAGAAACCUUUUAAGUGCACUCUGUGUGGGAAGGCGUUUGCAAUGUCAUCAAAUCUUAAGACCCACCAGAGAACACACACAGGAGAUAAGCCCUUCAAGUGCAGUGUGUGUGGGAAGGCAUUUUUUUAUUCAUCUACUCUUAAACAACACCAGAGAACACACACAGGAAAGAAACCUUUCAAGUGCACUGUGUGUGAGAAGGCGUUUGCACAGUCACCACAUCUUCAAAGACACCAGAGAACACACACAGGAGAGAAACCCUUCAAGUGCACUGUGUGUGGGAAGGCGUUUACACAGUCAUCACAUCUUAAAAGACACCAGAGAACACACACAGGAGAGAAACCCUUCAAGUGCACUGUGUGUGAGAAGGCAUUUUCAUGGUCAUCAUAUCUUCAGACCCACCAGAGAACACACACAGGAGAUAAGCCCUUCAAGUGCAGUGUGUGUGGGAAGGCAUUUUUUUUUCCUACUCUUAAACAACACCAGAGAACACACACAGGAGAGAUGCCCUUCAAGUGCAGUGUGUGUGGGAAGGCAUUUUUUAAUUCAUCUACUCUUAAACAACACCAAAGAACACACACAGGAGAGAUGCCCUUCAAGUGCAGUGUGUGUGAGAAGGCAUUUUCAGAUUCAUCUACUCUUAAACAACACCAGAGAACACACACAGGAGAGAAACCUUUUAAGUGCACUCUGUGUGGGAAGGCAUUUGCAAAGUCAUCAAAUCUUCAGACCCAUCAGAUAAUACACACAGGAGAUCAACCCUUCAAGUGCAGUGUGUGUGGGAAGGCAUUUUUGUAUUCAUCUACUCUUAAACAACACCAGAGAACACACACGGGAGAGCAACCUUUUAAGUGCACUCUGUGUGGGAAGGCGUUUGCAAAGUCAUCAAAUCUUCAGACCCAUCAGAGAAUACACACAGGAGAUAAACCCUUCAAGUGCCGUGUGUGUGGGAAGGUAUUUUCAGAUUCAUCUACUCUUAAACAACACCAGAGAACACACACAGGAAAGAAACCUUUCAAGUGCACUGUGUGUGAGAAGGUGUUUUCAAAGUCAUCAAAUCUUAAAAAACACCAGAGAACACACACACAUCAGAAAAUCCACAAGAAGUGUAAUCUGAAAUCAGCUUGUGAAAGUCAAAGUGCUGCAAUGACCCCAUUGUUCAUGAAACAAGAACCAGAAGACAACCCCAGCCUGGACACUUUGAAAGGUAUCAAGGUAAAAUAUGAAGAGGCGAAGGUGAAAUGUGAAGAAGUAACAGUGAAGAGCGUAGAAGUGAAGGUUAAAUUUGAAGAUUCAACUCCAAAAUCGGACCUUCACAUAGAUGGAGGCAGUGUGAAGCAGGAACUAAAUUCUGGCUGUGAGGCAGAGCGAGGCAACUUCCAGGAGUUUGUGGAUGUGGAGUGUAAGAAUGGCCAGUAUUUGUGA
Molecule: messenger RNA, 2249 nt
Organism: Callorhinchus milii (elephant shark)
Lineage: Eukaryota; Metazoa; Chordata; Chondrichthyes; Chimaeriformes; Callorhinchidae
Product: oocyte zinc finger protein XlCOF6-like
Source: RefSeq, a predicted model, not a curated record